This is a messenger RNA of Notothenia coriiceps (black rockcod), 527 nucleotides long. RefSeq names its product carcinoembryonic antigen-related cell adhesion molecule 1-like. NCBI's taxonomy places the organism in Eukaryota, Metazoa, Chordata, Actinopteri, Perciformes, Nototheniidae. The transcript has 3 exons. The coding region runs from base 3 to 527 and encodes 174 amino acids. The record is from RefSeq and is a predicted model, not a curated record.
CAAUGACACCAGUGAUUGCAGCACCUUCCAUGGCUCUAACAGGACAAAUGGUAACCCUCAACUGCUCAAGUGACUCUCAUCCACCCAGUCACAUAAGCUGGUACUUCAACGGAUCCCUGCAGACUACCACCUCAGAACUAGUGAUUGGACCUCUGACCUUCAAUAUGAGCGGGCAGUACAGAUGCAUGGCCCACAACAACAUCACCGGCAAAAACAGCUCAGCUGACACAAUGCUCACAAUUUUGGCUCCAGUGACUAUGGCAUCAAUAAAGAUUGUUGGAGCUCUGCCAAUCAUGAACCACACUUUCACUCUGACCUGUGAGACAGCUGGAAGUGUGCAUUAUAUUGGCUGGAUGUAUAAUUUGUCCCAACUGCAUUCUGAUAACACAAAAAACAUCUCAAUGGACAACGCAACCCUCACCUUUAAUCCUGUCACGAACGCUGACAAUGGGGACUAUAGAUGUGAGGCAAACAACGCACUCAGCCACUUUGUCGGCCCCAUCUUCUCGCUGGAGGUUUUCUCGUGA